AUGCUUGGAAGCUGCGUCAACAGGAAGUUGCUUGUUUUGGGCAAACAGAUCUCAUGCGCCGGCCUGCACAUCCAACAUGGCCGCCAGCAGCCCGGCCUCUCCCACACUGGACGACGCUGCCCCGCCAGGUCGGAUGUGCCGCCGUGUUCCCAUGGUGACUGGGGCAGGAAGUGUCCAUCCGGUUGCCGCCUGCAGGCUAUCCUCUCCCAGGCGCACACAAAAGUGGACAGGAAGCUGUACGGGUUCUGUAAGACGGCCAAGACGCUGGAGGCCGCGAAUGACGAGUUGAUGGCGAAGGUCGCGAACGUCUACCGCCAACACCGGAGGGUCCUGGUCAUCCAACAUGUGUCGGAGCUGAAGUUUGUGCAAGAUGCUGCUGAGCUGGCAAGGAACCUGACGACACUUCGGCAACGAUCUGGGCGGCAGCGGCAGCGGCUGGAGGAGCUCAAGGAACGCGUUCGGCGGCAGGUGGAAGAGCUGUGGAGAGCUGAGGUGGACGUGGACAUGAAGCUGCGAGCGUGUGCGGGAUCCUGCAAGGCGGUGCUGCCUUUCAGCAUCGACGACGCCGCCUAUCGGACACUCCGGGCAGACGCGACUGAGUUUGACAGCCAGAGAAGGAAGCAGGCCCCACCUCCGGGAGAUAUCCCACAAAUCAAACUUCGGCCUGUGCUCGUGGGCCCGCCCCCGUCCAAAGCGUACAAGCAGAUCCCGACGGUACGGAGCGAAUUGCUCACCCAGUUUGAGGACAUUGGACAAAAUCAGCUCUUUUUGGUCGAGUCUGAGAAUGGCGAACCUCACGAAUCUUAGCACUUCUCCAACAUCCAACAUACACUACCCACAAUAUUAUUAUUAUAAUAUAGAUCACUUACAGAGUGUCACGUAUUGGAGUAUUUAAACAUCAUUAACAAGUCACAGCAUCAUUCUAUUCGAUGACGUCUUCACUUGUUUGUAUCGAGUAAGCGCAAGCACACCAAGUCACCAAUCUUAGUAAACUUAGCUUCAAUAUUGCAGAGGUACUGUUACGAUAUGAUGUCAAUCGUGAGAUAAAUAAAUUCCAGCAAUGGUCUCUGAA
Messenger RNA from Hippocampus comes (tiger tail seahorse), 1072 nucleotides. RefSeq names its product fibrinogen alpha chain. The transcript is spliced from 5 exons. Bases 1 to 807 code for a protein of 268 amino acids. Gene Ontology annotation, cellular component: fibrinogen complex. Gene Ontology annotation, molecular function: signaling receptor binding; extracellular matrix structural constituent; protein-macromolecule adaptor activity. NCBI's taxonomy places the organism in Eukaryota, Metazoa, Chordata, Actinopteri, Syngnathiformes, Syngnathidae. The record is from RefSeq and is a predicted model, not a curated record. Gene Ontology annotation, biological process: platelet activation; blood coagulation, common pathway; fibrinolysis.